Molecule: messenger RNA, 1086 nt
Organism: Nymphaea colorata (pocket water lily)
Lineage: Eukaryota; Viridiplantae; Streptophyta; Magnoliopsida; Nymphaeales; Nymphaeaceae
Product: probable xyloglucan endotransglucosylase/hydrolase protein 23
Exons: 3
Coding region: 55-912 (285 amino acids)
Biological process (GO): xyloglucan metabolic process; cell wall biogenesis
Cellular component (GO): apoplast; cell wall
Molecular function (GO): xyloglucan:xyloglucosyl transferase activity; hydrolase activity, hydrolyzing O-glycosyl compounds
Source: RefSeq, a predicted model, not a curated record
CAUUCCUCACAACUCCAUUAUCCCUUUCUUAGGGAAAGCACUAGGGAAGCAAAAAUGGCGUUCUCGAAGUACUUUCCCAUUUCUAUGCUUGCCCUUCUCUGCCUGAGCCUCUUCUCCGUUUGUGUCCGCGCUGAUUUCUACAGAGACAUGACCCUCACAUGGGGAGGCCCAAGAGCUCAGAUUCUGAGCGGUGGCAGUCUCCUCACACUUGCUCUGGACCGGGGCUCUGGCUCCGGCUUCCAAUCCAAAGACGAGUACUUGUUCGGAAAGAUCGACAUGCAGAUCAAACUCGUUCCCGGAAAUUCAGCCGGCACGGUCACUGCUUAUUACCUUUCAUCUCAAGGGCCAACACAUGAUGAGAUAGACUUCGAGUUCUUAGGCAACUUGAGUGGAGAGCCCUAUAUCUUGCACACCAACGUCUUCGCACAGGGGAAGGGGAGCAAAGAGCAACAAUUCUACCUGUGGUUCGAUCCAAGGGCCGACUUCCACACCUACUCCAUCCUGUGGAACCCUCUGCAGAUAGUGUUUUUGGUUGACGGGACGCCGAUCAGGGUGUUCCAUAACGCCGAGUCCAGGGGCAUCCCGUACCCAAAGAACCAACCCAUGAGGCUCUACUCGAGCCUCUGGAACGCAGAUGACUGGGCGACUCGAGGCGGGCUCGUAAAGAUCGACUGGUCCAAGGCACCCUUCACAGCAUCCUACCGGGGCUUCGCCGCCGACGCCUGCGUUGCUAACGCCGGCAGAUCAUCGUGCUUAAACGGCCCACAGAAAAGCUGGUGGGCGCAGUCGCUGGACGCUGGGGCACGGCUCAAAAUGCAGUGGGCUAGAAAGAACUACAUGAUCUACAACUACUGCACAGACUACAAGCGCUUCCCUCAGGGCUUCCCCCCGGAGUGCUCCCUUGAAAUGUGAUGCGAUGAAGGAAGGACAUGAACAUAGCGUGUUGUAUGUAUGGAUAUGAAGAGUUUGGUUUCUUACGUAUGUUGUUGUUUGCAUGCUCCAUGGAUGAUAACAUGUUCAUAAAUGUUUAUGAAGUAAUAAUUAAGAUGUCAUUAUAUAAGAUCAUAUAGAAACCAGAUUAUGGUA